ACUGCGCCAGCCAGGUGGUGCAGAAGCCAAGCAUCAGGGCAAACCUCUUGCCACGCAUCCUCUGGACAAGGUGGGCAGGAGGGAGCUGCCAUCGGCCAGCCCCACUUCUUCCUUUGAAACAGGAUCUUGGUUCUGGCAGAGGGACGCUAUGGUCUCAAAAAUCUUUCCCCUGCUUUGCCUCGGGCUUUGUCUGGGCUACGAAGAUGAGAAAAAGCACGAGAAACUUCCCAAACCCCAGCUCCAUGCCUUGCCCAGCUCAGAGAUCAAACGUCACAGCAAUGUGACCUUCCGGUGCCAGUCUGAGGUCCAGAACGUGACUUUCAUGCUGGGGAAGCUGCAGGACUCUGGGUACAGGCGAGAGCAGAACACAGGAGGACAGGAUGCUGAAUUCUCCCUUGUCAACCUGGACUCUGAAGAUGCUGGACAGUACUUUUGUGCCUACAGGACAACUGUUUCCCAGGAGUGGUCAGAAGAGAGUGAUCACCUGCAACUGACGGUCACAGAUGACCAUGGCGGACGUGGACCACCCCCAGCAAAAACAGGAGCCGAUUUGACUCUGUGGUCCUGCUCUUCUCCCCCCAGACACCAAGGCCAUCUUCGUCGCCACCUUCAGCUGCCUGUCCCUCCUUCUCCUCUUCUUUGCCAUCUUUUUCAUCUACAGAUGCUCUCAGGAUGGUUCAGCACAAGAAGAAUCCCCCCAGAGGUAGGUAUACUCAACAGAUCUCCUGCCCUGUGUAACUCCCACUCCAUCCUUCAGAGCCUGGUCUCAAAACGGUACCUCCCCCGCCCAACCCCACCUCUCUCAGCCCUGUGCUCACCCCCAAGUCUUCAGAUCCCACACGUGAACAUGUUUCUCUCUCUCAGAACCAUCCAUCCCAAACUUCCCAAGCAGGAGGCUGCAGGUUUAUGCAAGCCGGAAAGGAUAUCAGAAUCGAAUGAAGACCCCCUGGGAGUGACCUAUGCCCAGCUAAACACCAACGCACUGUCGGAGGCAGCUUCGGUGCCCGCCGAGGACCCCCCGGAAGCUCAUGACUAUGCAACACUGAAGGUGUAGAACUGGAACCCUGGGAAGGAGAAUGUGGAUUAAGAUGACUGGGGUGACUGGACAUAUGAAAAUCCAGGUGACUCUGUGUCCUCAGCUCAUAGUCCAGUCUCAGGAAAUCGAGGUUUUUCCCUUCUCGCUUCCCUUCCUCUCGAAAGUUCCUGUGUGGAUUUCCAUGACUUUUGGAGUGUGAUCUUAGCAUGGCUUGUCUCAACACAUAGACUAAGAACACAUCGUGUGUAUGUGGGCUGGCGGGAUGCAUCAUAUCCGCUUAGGGAGUUCAGCACGGCGCCAUGUAAACAGAAACCGGUUCCUCCGAGAAGCCUGCGUGAUCGCUGUCUGGUGAGUCACCCCAUAGACACAGGGAUUUCAGAAAGGAACAGAAAAUACAAGCCACGAGAGAGACUCAAUGUGAAUUAACAAAAAGCAUCCCUAAGUGGCAUGCACCAAGGCAAGCAGCUCAAAGUAUUGGGUUCGUGGAGUUCUCCUGCGGCGAAGCGGGUUAAGGAUCCCACAUUGUCAUUGCAACGGAUUGGGUAGCUGCUGGGGAGGUGGGUUCGAUGCCUGGCCCAGGACCUUCCACACCCUGCAAGUGCAGCCAAAAUUCGGUUCAUGACUCCUUCAAGCUGCGCUUUCAAGCAUACCACGGAAUAUUAUUCAGCCACACACACAAAAAAACCCCCACUGUUACAUGCCAAUAACCUGGAUGAACCUAGGAAAUGCUAUACUAUGGGAAAGGAGCCGGACACAAAAACCUGCAUAUUGUAGGAUUCCAUUUAUAUGAAAUAUCUAGAAUGGACAAAGGCUUAGAGACAGAAAGCAGAGUUUCUGGGGGGAGUAGGGAGGGAGGGGUGAAGA
Molecule: messenger RNA, 1900 nt
Organism: Phacochoerus africanus (Common warthog)
Lineage: Eukaryota; Metazoa; Chordata; Mammalia; Artiodactyla; Suidae
Gene: VSTM1
Product: V-set and transmembrane domain containing 1
Exons: 8
Coding region: 149-1054 (301 amino acids)
Cellular component (GO): plasma membrane
Source: RefSeq, a predicted model, not a curated record